CAAUUUCUCUGGUUUUAUUUUAAACAAAGUCAGCGGAAAAAUGACUUUUUAUCGAAGAAAUCGCGAACGCAAGGAAAUAUCUAGACCAAGUUCUGGUACUAGAAAAGGAUUUCUAUUAAUUUCAAUCAUCGUUUUUCUACAAAAUUUUUCAUUUGGUUUAGCGGUUGAUAAUAGUAUUUGUGAGGGAAAACCAAUGGGAUAUGCAGUUGGAGAUCCAGAUGACUGUACUGGUUUUUUUGAGUGUAUUUUUGAGGAAAUAGAAGCUGGUAACUGUCCUACUGGGCAAAAGUGGGAUGAUAGUGCUAAAGCAUGUGUAGUUGGAAAGUGUCCAGUAUGUAAUUGUGACCCAACAACAACUGCAAGUCCGACAACUGCAAGUCCGACAACUGAAAGUCCGACUACGGAAAGUCCAACAACUGCAAGUCCGACAACUGAAACUCCGACAACUGCAAGUCCGACUACGGAAAGUCCGACAACUGAAAGUCCGACAACUGAAAGUCCGACUACGGAAAGUCCGACAACUGCAAGUCCAACAACUGAAACUCCGACAACUCCAAGUCCGACAACUGCGAGUCCGACAACUGCAAGUCCGACAACUGAAACUCCGACACCUUCAUCAACAGAACCUGGAAUAGAAUGUCCAGCCGGACCAAUUUGUCAACCAUCCGAACAUGGAACUGCCCACCGUGAUCCAAAGGAUUGUAGAAAAUACCAUGUGUGCAAAAAUGGAGUAGCUGAAGCCCAUUUAUGUGACAAGGGCAAGUUUUUCGAUGAAAAUACUAAUUUGUGUAAUUUUGAUGUAUUGGUACCAUGUACUCCAUGUACAAUUGAUGCAACGACAGCGAUAUCUCCUUCAACUCCUUCGCAAGGAAUCGAAUGUUCAAACGAACCCUAUUGUCAACCAUCUGAACAUGGUACUUUCCAUCGUGAUCGAAGUGAUUGCAAGAAAUAUUAUGUAUGCAGAGAUGGAGAAGCUGUUGAACAUUCAUGCGACUAUGGAAUGUAUUUCGAUGAAGAUGUAUUUGUUUGUAAUUAUCCAUCAUUGGUUUCGUGUACUCCUUGUACACCAGGAUCAUCAACAUCUUCAAUUUCAACUCAAACAUCAACACCUUCUUCUUCAAGUUCAUCAUCAACAAGUACUCCAACUUCUACUUCCAUUUCAACUUCAACCUCAACUUCCACUUCAACUUCUACUUCAACUUCUACUUCAACAUCUACUUCAACUUCCACUACAACUCCAACUCCAACUCCUACUUCAACUUCUACUUCCACUUCUACUACCACUACAACUCCAACUCCUACUCCUUCUCCAACUCCAACUUCUACUCCAACUCCAACUUCCACCUCAACUUCAACUCCAACUUCCACUACAACAGCAGCUCAAUGUUCAACCGAAAAAAGUUGUCAAACAGUAUCAGACGGUUCUUUUUAUCGUGAUAGACAAGAUUGCAGAAAAUAUUAUGUGUGUCUAAAUGGAAUCCCUAUAGCCCUUUACUGUUCAGAAGGUCAAUAUUAUAACGAUGUUGCUAAUGUCUGUGAUUAUGCAUCAAAUGUUGUCUGUAAUACAAAUGAAAAUUGUACACCAACAACAGCAACAACAACCGGAACCGACACUGAAACAGUACUCACUCCGACACCAUCGCCAUCAACACCAGUUUGUCAAUCUGAACCUAAUUGUAAACUAGAACGAAGCGGAGCCAUGUUCCGUGACCCCAAAGAUUGUUCAAAGUUUUAUUUCUGUAGAAAUGGAAAUGCUUAUGGUCGUUCAUGUAGAAAAGGUGAAUACUUUGAUGUGAAUGUUUUUGCAUGUUUGUUUUCCACACUUGUCGAAUGUACACCAGAUGAAAAUUGUAUAACACCACAAUCUACCAUAACUGAGGUAACUUCAACACCGAGCCCAACAACAAGUCCAACACCGAGUGCAACACCGAGUUCAACUUCACCUUCAACAACCUCGGUUCCAAAUGGUCAACCUGAUCCAAGCAUCACUGAUUGUGUAAAUCUUCCUAAUGGAUCAUUCUUUAGAGAUUCUGUACAUUGUUCUGUUUUCUAUGUGUGCCGCAAUAAGAUGGCAAUCAAACAUACUUGCCCGUAUAAACAAUUGUUCGAUGAUAAUGCGAUGGUGUGUAAUUUUAGAAGUUUGGUCGAUUGUCCUUCGGGAAUGGAUAGUUAUUUCUCUGGUUUUAUUUUAAAAAAAAAGUCAGCGGAAAAAAUGAUUUUUUAUCAAAGAAAUCGCGAACGCAAGGAAAUAUCUAGACCAAGUUCUGGUACUAGAAAAGGAUUUCUAUUAAUUUCAAUUAUCGUUUUUCUACAAAGUUUUUCAUUUGCUUUGGCGGUUGAUAAUAGUAUUUGUGAGGGAAAACCAAUGGGAUAUGCAUUUGAAGAUCCAGAUAACUGUGCUAGCUAUUUCGAAUGUAUUUUUGGUGAAGCAGAAGCAAAUAAUUGUUCUCCCGGGUACAAGUUCGAUAUUGUUUCUGAAGGAUGUGUAGUUGGAAAUUGUGAUUCUGUAACAACAACAACAACUGAAGAUCUGACAACUGAAAAUCCGACUACUGAAGAUCUCACAACUAAAAGUCAGACAACUGAAAGUCAGACAACUUUAGCGGUUGACAGUAAUAUUUGUGAGGGUAAACCUAUGGGAUGGACAUUUGAAGAUCAAGAUGACUGUACUCGUUAUUUUGAAUGUAUAUUUGGUGAAGUAGAAGCAAAUAACUGCCCUACUGGGAAAAAGUGGGAUGCUGUUACUGAAUCAUGUAUAGUUGGAAAUUGUGAAUCUGUAACAACAACAACAACAACUGAAGAUCCGACAACUGCAAAUCCGACAACUGAAGAUGUGAUAACUAAAAGUUCGACAACUGUAGAUCCGACAACUGAAGAUGCGAUAACUGAAAGUUCGACAACUGCAAAUCCGACAACUGAAGAUGCGCUAACUGAAAGUCCGACAACUGCAAAUCCGACAACUUUGGCUGCUGAUAAAAGUAUUUGUAAGGGUCAAAUAAUGGGAUGGAGAUUUGAAGAUCCAAAUGACUGUACUGGUUUUUUUGAAUGUAUUGGAGAUGAAGCAGAAGCAAAUAAUUGUUUGCCUGGGUUUAAGUACGAUGCUGGUUUUCAAUUAUGUGUUGUUGGAGAGUGUGAAACUGCAACAACGACAACAACUGAAGAUUCAACAACUGCAAGUCCGACAACUGAAACAACGACAACUGAAAGUCCGACAACUGAAACUCCGACAACUCAAAGUCCGACAACUCAAAGUACGACAACUGAAAAUCCGACAACUCAAAGUCCGACAACUGGAAGUCCGACAACUCAAAGCUCGACAACUGAAAGUCCGACAACUGAAAAUCCGACAACUCAAAGUCCGACAACUCAAAGUACGACAACUCAAAGUCCGACAACUGAAAAUCCGACAACUCAAAGUACGACAACUUCGUCAACUGAACGAGGAAUAGAAUGUCCAGCCGGACCAAUUUGUCAUUCAUUGGAACAUGGAACUGUCCAUCGUGAUGCAAGGGAUUGUAGGAAAUUUUAUGUUUGCAGAAAUGGAGAAGCUAUAACCCACUUAUGUGACAAGGGCAAGUUUUUUGAUGAAAAUACCAAUUUAUGUAAUUUUGAUGUAUUGGUACCAUGUACUCCAUGUACAUUUGACGAAUCGACGACAUCUUCUUCAUCUUCGACUUCGACCUCAACAUCAACAACAACUUCAACAACAACUUCAACAACAACUUCAACAACAACUCCAACAACACUAAUUUGUCAAUCUGAACCUAAUUGUAAGACAGAAAAAACUGGAUUCAUGUAUCGGGACCCCAAAGAUUGUUCAAAGUUUUAUAUCUGUAUAAAUGGAAUAGCUUAUGGUCGUUCAUGUAGAAAAGGUGAAUACUUCGAUUUGAAUGUCUUUGCUUGUUUGUUUUCGUCAGUUGUCGAAUGCAUACCAAACAAAAAUUGUCUACCCACAUCCUCUAAGAUACCUCAAGUAACUUCAACACCGAGACCAAUUUCAACUUCAACUUCAAGAGCCCUCGUUCUAAAUGGUCAAGUUGAUCCAAACUUCACUGAUUGUUUGAACUUACCAAAUGGGUCAGUCAAAAGACAUCCCGUGCAUUGCUCUGUUUUCUACGUGUGCCGCAAUGGCAUGGCCAUCAAACAAACCUGCAUGUAUAAACAAUUCUUCGAUGAAAACAAGUUGGUUUGUAAUUUUAGAGUUUUGGUUGAUUGCCCUUCAGGAUUGUAUUAGAAAUAUGAUUUUUAUAGCAAAAUAUAAUUCUAUGUUCUUGAAAUUGUAAAAGAAGAAAUAUAUAGAAGAAAAAAAA
Messenger RNA from Episyrphus balteatus (marmalade hoverfly), 4310 nucleotides. Its product is annotated as mucin-2-like. Lineage: Eukaryota; Metazoa; Arthropoda; Insecta; Diptera; Syrphidae. The coding region runs from base 41 to 4234 and encodes 1397 amino acids. The record is from RefSeq and is a predicted model, not a curated record. The transcript is spliced from 2 exons. Gene Ontology annotation, molecular function: chitin binding. Gene Ontology annotation, cellular component: extracellular region.